Cervus elaphus (red deer) is the source of this 2321-nucleotide messenger RNA. It is a transcript of the gene FARS2, whose product is annotated as phenylalanyl-tRNA synthetase 2, mitochondrial. The transcript has 10 exons. The record is from RefSeq and is a predicted model, not a curated record. Gene Ontology annotation, biological process: phenylalanyl-tRNA aminoacylation. Bases 599 to 2212 code for a protein of 537 amino acids. Gene Ontology annotation, cellular component: cytoplasm; mitochondrion. Gene Ontology annotation, molecular function: phenylalanine-tRNA ligase activity; tRNA binding; ATP binding. NCBI's taxonomy places the organism in Eukaryota, Metazoa, Chordata, Mammalia, Artiodactyla, Cervidae.
GGGGAGCUGACUCCGCCGGCGCCUGGGUCGGGGGCUGGGGGCGGGACCUGGCCGCGCGGGGACGGGCCGCCGCGGGUGUGCGGGGCCGCGGGGCCACCGCCCGGGGCUCCUCGGCGCUCCGGCUCCGUUGAGGGCGCCCGCCCGGGGGCCUCCGGCGCGAGGCCCGCUUCCUGGGCAAGAUGGCGGCGCCCGUGCGUCUGUGAGCGCCGCGCUGAGGAGCCCCGAGAGGCCCCGAGCCCUCCACCCCCGGCGGUCUCCCGUCUCCCGGAAGCGGCGGGUGGCCUCUCCACGCCCCGCUCCCGCGGGCCACCUCCCUUGACCUGCUCCUUCACCGUGUGACUGUCACCGAUGUGAACAUCACUGAACGCGUCCACCUGCUUGUCCCACCAGCCCCUCCAAUGGCGGGUCUAAAAUAAUCGCCUUCUUCACCCCGCCCCAAGCCAGCUUCUCCACUCCACGUGCCCACUUCUGUCUGCGGUCACCCCUCAGGGACCACCAGAUUGUUUCUGCAGCGGCGGCGCCGUCGUGUGUUCCCGCCCGCUCUGCGCGAGCGUGCUGGUUUCUCCAGGUUGGAGAACCCGUGAAGGAAGCUGUCGCCAUGGUCUGCUGGGCUCUCAGGAGAGUCACCCGGGUGCGUCCCCACCUGGCCCGGAAGGCCAGCGGCGUCUACCCGGGCUCUGAGCAUCAGCCGUUGGGCCCGAGGCCGGCCGCCCCGGGAGCCGCGGGCAGCACGGUGGAGCUGCUGGGCAAGUCCUACCCCCGGGACGACUACAGCAACCUGACCCGCAAGGUCCUGUCCAAGGUGGGCCGGAACCUGCACAACCAGCCGCAGCACCCGCUCUGGCUGCUCAAGGAGCGGGUGAAGCAGCACUUCUACGCGCGGUAUGCGGGCCGCGCCGGGGCCCCGCUCUUCUCCGUGUACGACGACCUCUCCCCGGUGGUCACCACCUGGCAGAACUUCGACAGCCUGCUCAUCCCGGCCGACCACCCCAGCCGGAAGAAGGGCGACAACUACUACCUGAACGCCACGCACAUGCUGCGCGCGCACACGUCGGCGCACCAGUGGGACCUGCUGCGCGCGGGGCUGGACGCCUUCCUGGUGGUGGGCGACGUGUACCGGCGCGACCAGAUCGACGCCCAGCACUACCCCGUGUUCCACCAGCUGGAGGCCGUGCGCCUCUUCUCUCGCCACCAGUUAUUUGCUGGCAUAAAAGAUGGAGAGAACCUGCAGCUUUUUGAACAGAGUUCCCGCUCUGCCCAUAAACAAGAGACACAUACGCUGGAAGCCACGAAGCUCGUCGAGUUUGACCUUAAGCAAACACUUACCCAGCUUAUGACACAUAUCUUUGGAGAUGGACUGGACGUCAGAUGGGUGGACUGCUACUUCCCCUUCACUCACCCCUCCUUCGAGAUGGAGAUCAACUUCCACGGGGAAUGGCUGGAGGUUCUGGGCUGCGGGGUGAUGGAGCAGCAGCUGGUAAACUCAGCCGGAGCUCAGGACCGGAUCGGCUGGGCCUUCGGGCUGGGGCUGGAGCGGUUGGCCAUGAUCCUCUACGACAUCCCCGACAUCCGCCUCUUCUGGAGCGAGGACGAGCGCUUCCUGAAGCAGUUCCGCGUGCAGGACAUCAACCAGCAGGUGACGUUCCAGCCUCUCAGCAAAUACCCUGCUGUGAUCAACGAUAUCUCCUUCUGGCUACCUCGCGAGAAUUACACGGAGAAUGAUUUCUAUGACUUAGUCCGAACAAUUGGAGGAGACCUGGUGGAAAAAGUUGAUCUUAUAGACAAGUUUGAACAUCCGAAAUGGGUCAGUGAGAACGGUGCCGUGAGGUGUAGGGCCGUGAGGUGUCUGUGGACUUGUGGAUUUCGCCGACCGUCAGGCAGGGUCUCCGAGGACCAGCCUGUCACUCGCCAUUACUGCCGCGGGUGGCGCCUGCACUGCUGUCUGCAGCUGCCUGUCGGGCUACAGCAGGGGGCUCUGAAGCCUCACCGGGCUUCUCCCCUCGAUGCGAGCGGACUGCCGAGGGUCACGUCCUUCCCUCAGGACACACAGGACCAGCCACUGCUACCGCAUCACCUACCGCCACAUGGAGCGCACGCUGUCGCAGAGAGAGGUUGGGGGCAUCCACCAGGCCGUGCAGGAGGCGGCCGUGCGGCAGCUGGGCGUCGAGGGCAGGUUUUGAGGCCCCGCUUCCCGGGGCUCCAGGGUUGCUGAGUGAAGGAGAGAAGGAUCCCGUCUGUGGACUGAGGCAUCCGUCAUCCUGCAAUAAACUGGUCGGUUCCAGGACUCUCAGAAAAUAAAGGAUUGCUUUCGAGAUCCUGUG